Molecule: messenger RNA, 261 nt
Organism: Anthostomella pinea
Lineage: Eukaryota; Fungi; Ascomycota; Sordariomycetes; Xylariales; Xylariaceae
Source: the annotation of a GenBank genome assembly
AUGCCUCCUGACAACCUGUCCAAGAAGGCAGACAGCUUGGAUGCAAUGCCUAGCAUAGCAGAACAACCUCCCGAUAUGGUGGAGAUCCGCCCGGCCGGUUCCAUGGGCAACGGCCUGUUUGCAACCCAAGACAUACCCCGAGGCACGAGAAUCAUAGCCGAAGCCUAUAUUGUCUCCAUACCCAGUAGCUUUGGCUUUGGAAAAUAUCAUGACUGCCUGACUUCUGCGCUGUACGACAACACCUGUCGAAAGCCGAGUUGA